AUGAUGAUUAGUGACAUAUUAUCUGUUUUUGCAAAGCCUAUAACUCCUUUAGAUACGCAAAACAUAAAGGUAGUCAUCGUUGAUAAUGAUGGAAAUGAACGAAAAUCAAUUAUAUUGAAUGAAUUGGAUAAACAGGCAUCUCUAACAGAUACUCGAAAAAAACUAUCUUUGAAUGAUGAGAUAUUAAUGAGUAGACAAAACUCUUAUUUUUGGAAUGACAAUUUUAAGAACAGAAUAUUAUCACAAGACGAUGAAAAUAACUGUACUCUCCAAGACAUCUUGAUUCCAAAGACGGAUUAUUACAAUUUAAAUGUUGCAGUAGAUUCAUCAAAACCAAAUUUUUUAGAAAUUUCUAAAAGACUUCAACUAAAUAAAGGACGUAAAACUCGCGAUAAUAGCGAAAAUACUUAUGUAACGGCAAAUAAAUCAGCAUUCACUAUUAAUAAUCCACAUAUGGUAAAUGUGAAUCUUCAGAGUAAGUUUGAGAGGGUUCAUUAUCGAGGGAUGGAAGAAUAUAUAAAGACAUGUUAUGAACUAGGAUCUGUUCGAUUGUCACGUAAAGACUUGACACCCACUGAGGGAUAUAUUAGAGCUAUUGAAGAAGCAUUGGAUGAAA
Molecule: messenger RNA, 616 nt
Organism: Dentiscutata heterogama
Lineage: Eukaryota; Fungi; Glomeromycota; Glomeromycetes; Diversisporales; Gigasporaceae
Source: the annotation of a GenBank genome assembly